CAACAGUGACAUAAAGUGUCAUUUGCGUGUUUUUUUAUUCGUUGGUAGGCUAAUAAGAUUCUAUUAACCUUUUUGUGAUUCUCUUAUAUCUGUGCGACUAAUAUAAUGGCACAAUACUAAAAGAAUAAUCAAACAGUCUGAAAGAUCAAUGGAGAAAAUCUGAGGCUAAUCUCCAAUAAUAUUAUUCCCUGCAUAUAAAGGAGGAAAAAAAAGCUCUAAUGGAAAGAGACAGAGUUAAACAAGAUAUGGGUAUCAUCCAAGCCGCAAUUGGAGACGCAAUCUUGACCUCCAUGUGGGUCUUCAGCAAACCUGCAGCCAAGGUUUUAACAAUCAUAAUAGCAGCAUAUCUUGGUGUUCAAGCUAGAUCCUUUCUGGGUCUAUUCAUCAGCACAGUAUUAGCCACAAGUUUGGUUGUAAUCUUCAGCUUUAUUGGGAAAGCUUUGGGUGGAGCAAAUUUCAAUCCUUCUACCACUGCCUGUUUCUAUGCUGCGGGUCUCAAACCCGAUUACUCUCUCAUCUCCAUGGCCGUACGGUUCCCAGCUCAAGCCGUUGGUGGAAUUGGUGGUGCCAAAGCAAUUCUCCAAGUGAUGCCCCAAAAGUACAGGGAAUUGCUUAAAGGUCCUUCUUUGAAAGUGGAUUUGCACACUGGGGGGGUCGCAGAAGGAAUUUUGACAUUUUUGUUUAGUUUUGCUCUGCUUGUUAUUGUUUUCAAAGGUCCUAGAAAUAUGAUUUUGCAGGUUUACAUGCUUGCAGUGGCUACAGUGGGUUUGGCUAUUGCUGGUUCUGGGUAUACAGGGCCUUCCAUGAACCCUGCUAAUGCUUAUGGUUGGGCAUAUGUAAAUAAUUGGCACAAUACUUGGGAGCAAUUCUAUGUUUAUUGGAUUUGCCCUUUCAUUGGAGCAAUUAUUGCUGCUGGGGUUUUCAGAAUUUCGUUUACCCCACCUGUAAUGAAGCAGAAAAAGGCCUGAACAUGAAUAGUGGUAGUUCACCAAAAAGCCUGAACAGUAGAAGGAGCUUUAUGACAGUGUAUGCUUAUGUAUUUUAGUCAUUUUCUCCAUAGCUAAAAAGAUGCCUUGCUACUGGUGAUUUUAGAAUUGAUUCCAGCUUGUGAGUUUUCCUUUU
Molecule: messenger RNA, 1122 nt
Organism: Ziziphus jujuba (common jujube)
Lineage: Eukaryota; Viridiplantae; Streptophyta; Magnoliopsida; Rosales; Rhamnaceae
Product: aquaporin SIP1-1
Exons: 1
Coding region: 219-968 (249 amino acids)
Biological process (GO): transmembrane transport
Cellular component (GO): membrane
Molecular function (GO): water channel activity
Source: RefSeq, a predicted model, not a curated record